Molecule: messenger RNA, 1111 nt
Organism: Octodon degus (degu)
Lineage: Eukaryota; Metazoa; Chordata; Mammalia; Rodentia; Octodontidae
Gene: Mdk
Product: midkine
Exons: 5
Coding region: 453-884 (143 amino acids)
Molecular function (GO): growth factor activity
Source: RefSeq, a predicted model, not a curated record
UCCUCCCUGCGCUGUGGGGGUCGACGGGUACGCCUGCAGCCUGGGCUGCGGGAAGACGGCGCCUUACGGCAGCCUGGCGGGAAGAGUCUGGAACUUCUCAGCGGCCCACGUCCCACACCCGGGCCCGGGCCUUCCUCCCCGCCCCUCCGCUCCUCCAACCUGCGCUCUCGGAGGCGUGUGCGCGCUCUCGCUGCCACUUGGGCGCCUUCUCCCGGGUCAAGGCUACCCACGCAGCCGCGACUCUAGGCCCCGGGGGACUCGAGUCCAGGUGGGGUCUGCCCCCGCGCACUGGGGACCCCGGAAGAGCCGGUGACACCCGUGGGGCUCCGGGCCCCUGCUGCCCCAUCCAUCCCUCCACGAGGGGACGCGGCAGGGAGCAACAGAGAACCAAGGCGAGAGUUCGGGCCCGGGGCCCAGACCUCCAAGCAGUGGAUUUGGGGGUCGCCAGAGGGAUGCAGCACCGAGGCUUCCUCCUCCUUGCCCUGUUUACCCUGCUGGCGCUGCCCUCCACGGCGGCCAAAAGGAAAGACAAGAGCAAGAAGGGCGGCGCGGGCAACGAGUGUGCCGAGUGGACCUGGGGCCCCUGCGUCCCCAGCAGUAAGGACUGCGGCGCGGGCUUCCGCGACGGUGCCUGCGGGGCGCAGACGCAGCGCCUCCGCUGCCGGGUGCCCUGCAACUGGAAGAAGGAGUUCGGAGCCGACUGCAAGUACAAGUUUGAGAGCUGGGGGGCAUGCGAUGGGGGCACUGGCACCAAAGCGCGCCAGGGCACCCUGAAGAAGGCGCGGUACAACGCCCAGUGCCAGGAGACCAUCCGCGUGACCAAGCCCUGCGCGCCCAAGACCAAAGCCAAGGCCAAAGCCAAGAAAGGGAAGGGCAAGGACUGAGCCAGGCUGGGAUUGCUGUGACACAACCGACCAGUGCCUUCACUCCACCAGCUUUAUCAAUCACCCCUGCACCACACCCCUCCCACCCCAGAGCCCCAGACGCAAGGGAUUCUGGACCCCCCCCCCCAGUUUGAUUCCCAGUAUCCCCUUUGUUCUUUCCCACCAUGCUCCUUGUUACUAAGAAGUGAAUAAAUCGAACCAACUUCUUUCCCAAUAAAAGCUUUUCU